This is a messenger RNA of Penicillium chermesinum, 1644 nucleotides long. RefSeq lists its product as uncharacterized. Gene Ontology annotation, biological process: transmembrane transport. The coding region runs from base 1 to 1644 and encodes 547 amino acids. The record is from RefSeq and is a predicted model, not a curated record. NCBI's taxonomy places the organism in Eukaryota, Fungi, Ascomycota, Eurotiomycetes, Eurotiales, Aspergillaceae. The transcript is spliced from 2 exons. Gene Ontology annotation, molecular function: transmembrane transporter activity.
AUGAGCGACGCAAUCCGGUUGAAUUCUCCUGCUGGGCCCUUCGGGCCUGCCAAUACUGCCAAUACUGCCAAUGCCAAUGUGGAGCAUGAAGCCUAUACACUGGAGUUGGAUCUACCUGGAACUGAGCGCAUUUUUCCCGCUGCCAAUGGGGAGAUCACGCUCAUCCCGAGUCCAACUGACUCGCCGGACGAUCCACUCAACUGGCCCACGUGGCGCCGGUACUGGCACGCGUUCCUCGUGCUCUUCAUUGUUGCCCUGACCGCGGCCACCUCCAACGACGCCGGUACCGCUGGCAAUGGAAUGAACGCGCAGCUGGGGAUUUCUUGGGACGAUAUUAAUACUGCGGCUGGUGUGCUGUUCGUCGGCAUUGGCUACUGUAGUUUGCUCUUGAGUCCGGCCCCGUUCUUGUACGGUCGACGGAUCUCCUACUUGCUAUGUUUGCUGUUCUCCAUCGUGGGCUCGAUCUGGUUUGCCCGCGUGCAGACCGUGCAAGACAAUAUCUGGAAUCAGUUGUUCGUUGGGGCAUCCGAGUCAUGCGCUGAGGCAUUGGCCCAGUUGUCCUUGUCGGAUCUCUUCUUCCAGCAUCAUCGAGGACUGGUUUUGGGUUUAUACAUUCUGGCGACUAGUAUUGGUACAUUUCUGGGACCGCUCAUUGCGGGCUUCAUUACAGAUAGCGAUGUCCUGGGAUGGAGAUGGGUCGGUUGGCUAGCGGUCAUCAUUUCAGGCGCGACCCUGGUCGUCUUCCUUUUUGGGCUGGAGGAGACGUCCUUUGAUCGCAAAAGUGUCCUGCAGGGACAGGACAUUCAGCAACAGACCAAACAAGCCGUGGCCGAUCGUCCCUUGGAGGAGAAGGACCAGCAACCACGGAUCGAUUCCGUCUCUUCUCCGGCGGACGAGGAGUCUGGGCGUAAACAGGGCAAGACGUAUUUUCAGCGUAUUGCGCUGAUCACCCCUUCUCCGACACUAAUCGGAAGCGGGUUCAAGCAGUAUUUCCGUCGCAUGUGGCACACCCUGCGCAUCUUCAGCUUCCCUGCUGUCCUGUACUCGGGACUGCAGUGGGGUGCCCAGGAUGCUUGGCUGACUUUCUACUUGACCGUUGAGGAGGACAACUGGUAUGAUGCCCCGUGGAACUACUCCGACGCAGCCGUCGGGAUCAUGAACGUCCCAACCCUAAUCGGCGCCUGCAUCGGCUGUAUCUACGGUGGCUGGUUCUCCGACUACUUCGUGAUGUGGAUGGCUCGCCGUAACCACGGUGUCUUCGAAGCCGAGUCCCGUCUCUGGCUCUUGUUCCCGGUGGCCAUCAUUGCCCCAGCAGGUCUGAUGCUAUUCGGCAUUGGAUCGGACAAGGAUGGAACUGGCCCUGGCCCUAUCAUGGCUUAUCUUCAGGAUGCUUAUCCAGACAUGGUUCUGGAGGGCAUGGUGGGCGUCUCCGUCAUCAACAACACCAUUGCCUGCAUUUUCACGUUCACCGCUCAGUAUUGGCUUGAUGCCGAGAGUCUGUCGAAGACUUUCAUCGCAAUUGGCGUGCUGAGCUUCGGAUUUCUCAUGACGACUGCCCCUAUGAUCUACUGGGGCAAGACUUGCCGCAAGCUGACUCGCAAGCGGUAUGAGAACUUUCUGCGGAUCCGUGAUGGCAUCCUCUAG